AUGGAUAUUCCCUAUCAUAGCUUUGCCGGCUCGGCGCCUUUCGAAUUCCUCGUUGGCAAACUAGCCACGCCCUUGUACAUGCACGCCGGACUUGCUUCGAGGCUAUCUCGCACCAUGGCCGCUCUAGUAGAUGGUGGUAUGAUUGAAGCAAAGAGACGACGUGCAGUGAUCGACGACACAGAUGAGGACACCUUUAUUCGAGUCAUUGAGUUCGCAUACACGGGUGACUAUGCUGUUGCCGAGCCAGAUUUUGUUCCCCCUCAACCGAACGAUGUCGAGAACCCGUCCAAUCACUUGAGCCAUGAGCCAUCAUCUCCACCACCCGCAGAGCCAUAUCCUGUCGACGAACCCGCCCCCGCAGAGCCAGUUGAAGAUGAUGGCUGGGGUCCGUUUAGUGGGAAUGCCUUGUCCUAUCCAAAGAAAGGCAGGAAGCUUGAGGAUGCCUGGGGUGAGAGCAGGGGUUUUAAGGCGGAACAGUCGUGGGAUGCUUUUAAGAUUAAAGCACACACAGUGCCGAAGGUAUCAUGGGAGCCGGAAGUCAAUGAGGAUCCUCGCCAGGAUUACACGCCUGUCUUUCUAUGUCACGCCAGACUCUACGUCUUCUCCGACAAGUACUUCAUUGAGCCGCUCGAGGAACUCGUCCUUCAGAAGCUUCGUCUCACGCUAUCGAGCUUCAAGCUGCAUCCACAACGAGUCGGCGACGUUGUCGAAUUGUUGAACUACACCUACGAGAACACGCCGGCCUAUGAUGGGAAGAUUGACAAAUUGCGCAACCUAGUCUCUGACUACCUGGUCUGCCACAUUGAAAAGAUUGUGCACAACGCAGAGUUUAUCAACUUGCUCGGGAAUAGCGACUUGGUGAAAGACUUUCUUCCUAAGCUUGUGGAACGACGGUUAGAUUGA
Molecule: messenger RNA, 903 nt
Organism: Fonsecaea multimorphosa CBS 102226
Lineage: Eukaryota; Fungi; Ascomycota; Eurotiomycetes; Chaetothyriales; Herpotrichiellaceae
Exons: 2
Coding region: 1-903 (300 amino acids)
Source: RefSeq, a predicted model, not a curated record